Molecule: messenger RNA, 3889 nt
Organism: Vigna radiata var. radiata (mung bean)
Lineage: Eukaryota; Viridiplantae; Streptophyta; Magnoliopsida; Fabales; Fabaceae
Exons: 3
Coding region: 1922-3757 (611 amino acids)
Molecular function (GO): DNA binding; protein dimerization activity
Source: RefSeq, a predicted model, not a curated record
AAAACCAAGCAUAAUUUGAACCGUUAUCACUCCCCUUGCUCUCAACUUUUCCAUUUUAAUUUCCCUACUCAGUCAGAGUAUUAUAGAUAUUUAUCACAUAAUUUACUUGUAUCUUAUUCAAUUUAUGUUAUGUUUUAUGUUAAUUUACCUUUAUUUCCAUUUUUUAAAGAUUACCCAUAUCUGGUUUUGUACCAUAUCCAUGCAACUCAGUUUUGAUCAGACAUCUGAGUCCAGUUUAGCUGUUUAAUAUUGACGACUGUGGAUUUCUUCCCACUCAAGUGAAAACUAAUUUGUCAAAACGACACCUUCUGGUACAUUUUGUUCUUGUGUAAAUUUUUCAAUUAGCGGUGUAUUUUGGACCAUAUGUGUUAGCAGAUUACUUGUAUAUGAAAGAAGAAAGAAACGUUAGAUAGCCUAACUUCCUUGGCAGCUAAGAAAGGCGGGAAGGGGUUGUAUAAAUGGGUUUUGGGUUUAGUUGUAAAAGGGUUUCUUUGGAUCCAGUACUAGUCUGACAAGAAUUCUUUAGUCCUGUAAGGGGAAGGUUAAGCUCUCGUCAUUCAUGUACUUUGUAUUCUUUACUGUUGGUAAUACAAAGAGAGGUUAUACAACAUUUCCCUUGAGUUCUUUGGGGUGUGUUAGUGUGAGUUUCUAUAGGUUUCUUGAAUAGAAACCUAUCAUUUGUUCCGACCCGCCGGAUCAAGAGUGGCGUGUGACGAUGAUGGAGGGAACUACGGAGGGAAGAUUGGAGAAUCUUGAUGUCACGAUGGAGGGGUGAAGGCGGAGACCGCGGCUAUGCGAUGCGACAAGCAACAAUUGAUGAGGAUAAUGGGGGGGGCCAACGAACAAUCACAACAAGAAUUCUGAAGGGGGUAAGAGCAAGGUUAUCGAAAACGCGAGUUAACUCGUUAACUCGGUCGAGUUUACGAGUUCAGACUAUGCUUUCGAGUUAACUCGUAAGCAAACACGUUUUUAGAGUAGGAUCGGUAGACUCGGUUGUUGACUCGCUAAACUCGCCUAAAAUCGCGAGUUUGGUUCCGAUUUCGCGAGUUUGAAAAAAAAAAUCGAAAACAGAAAACGACUACGUUUUAAGGAUGCAUCAGAUUAGGUUUUUUAAAACAUUCACUCACUGUUCAUCUUGAUUUUGCACUGUUCAUCUUCUUUCUCGCACUCUCGCUUCUAUCUCGUUCGAUCUCGCCCUCCGCUUCCUCGUUCAUCAGGUUCGCAGUCCGCCGACCGUCGAUCUCGACGUUCGAACUCAGCCUCCGUCGCNCCGUUGAAGUCGACGUUCGACCACGCCUCCGUCGCGCCUUCUUUCUCAUCGUUCUGGUCUGGGUUCUGUAAGUGUGCAACCCCUAAUUUUGGUUCACGGGCACUAAGUAUAUUUUAAAAACUUUUUCUGGCACUGGCACUCACAGGCUGNAACAUGUAUUAUUUUUUAUUGAUUUUAAAAUAAAGUAUACUGNUGCAAAUGUAUUAUUUUGAAUAAGUAUAUUUUUUAUGGCACUGCUGCAAAUGUACUUUCAAUUCACGGGUUCUGCAGCAUACUGCAACNUNUNUNANUNUAUUUAUUUUCAUGAUGUUACGGGCACUGCAAGUCUGCAACAAAUAGUUUUUUAAUAAUUUUAUGUGGGGUUCAAAAAUAAAGUGUUGCUGGCUAGUUGAAUUUGAUGUUACGGGCACGUGCAUCAUUACAGCACUAUAGUGCAUCAUUCUUUACAAUACUGCAGUGCAUUAUUCUUUUUAUUUUUUUAUUUUGAUUUUGAUGCUACGGGCACUUUACAAUUCAGUGCAUCAUUCUUUUUAUUUUUUUCAAAAAUAAAGUGUUGUUCCCUGGACUGNUAAAAAAACUAUGCUUCCACAAUAUUUUUAAACUUUUCGACAUUUUAUUUGUUAUAUUUGUAGUGAAAAAGCUUAUCUCACUAUGUCGGGAAACGCAUCAAAUUCUGGAGAAGUUAAUCCAAGUGUAUCUUCAUCAUCAAUUAGAAGUAGAAGUAAAAAUGCUCCGGGAAAUCGAUCUGAUAUUGGAUGGAAACAUGGAUUUGAUGUUAAUGGUAAUGGAAGAAAAGUGAAAUGCAACUAUUGCUCAAAGAUUGUAAGUGGAGGCAUAUUUAGAUUUAAGCAUCAUCUUGCUGGAACUAGAGAAGAUUCAGAACCUUGUGCUUCUGUUCCGGAUGAAAUAAAAAUUUUGAUGAUAAAAAUAGUUGCAGAAGCUAAGAAUGCUUCAUUAAAGAAAAGAAAGAUAAAUAUCGGUGAAGACGAGGAAGAAAGUGAGAGUCUUGAAGGAGNACACAGGGUAUUNGGUUUUAAAGGAAAAGAAAAAGUUGCUACUACUAGUAAGGGGGGAGUUCAAGNAACUAUAAAUCAAAUGAUGAAAAAAGGAUACAAAGAAGAAGUUGAUGCUCAAGUUGCUGAAUUCUUUUACACCAGUGCCAUUCCUUUUAAUGUAAUUAGAAAUCCANCAUUUGCAAAGAUGUGUGAAAUGAUUGGUAAGUAUGGAGUUGGAUACAAACCACCAUCUUAUCAUGAUAUUAGAGAGAAGCUCUUGAAACAAGCUGUGAAGAAAACAGAUGCAAAUCUUGAGGAAUAUAAGGAGGAGUGGAAGAAAACUGGAUGUACAAUUAUGUCUGAUGGUUGGACGGAUAGAAAAAGACGUUCUAUUUGCAACUUCUUGGUGAAUAGUCCUAGAGGGACGGUUUUUCUUUAUUCACUUGACACUUCAGACAUUUCAAAANCAGCUGAUAAAGUUUUUAAAAUGUUGGAUCAUGUUGUCGACUUUGUUGGAGAAGAAAAUGUUGUUCAAGUUGUCACUGAUAAUGCUGCAAAUUUCAAGGCAGCCGGAGAGUUGUUGAUGCAAAAGAGGGAAAAAUUGUAUUGGACUCCAUGUGCAGCACAUUGCAUUGAUUUGAUAUUCGAAGAUUUUGAAAAAAAUUUGAAGGUCCAUGAAUUGACCAUUAAGAAGGGAAGAAAAAUUACCACUUACAUUUAUGGGAGAUCAAUGUUGAUUUCCUUAUUGAAAAAGUUUACUAAAGGUAGAGACCUUAUAAGACCAGGUGUGACUAGAUUUGCCACGGCUUAUUUAACUCUUGUUUGUCUUCAUGAAUUGAAGGCAUCGUUGUUGACCAUGUUCAGCUCUGAGGAAUGGAAGACAAGCAAGUUUGGAACUUCACAAGAGGGAAGAAAAGUAGCACAUGUAGUAUUAGAUAGUCGAUUUUGGAAGAAUGUCUCCACAUGCUUGAAAGCUGCUGCCCCUCUUAUGGUUGUCUUAAGAUUAGUGGACUCAGAUGUAAAACCCGCAAUGGGUUUCAUUUAUGAAGAGAUGGACUGUGCAAAAGAAAAGAUUAGGUCUAACUUUAACAACAUCAAAAAGAGUUAUGAAGAGGUUUGGAGAAUAAUUGAUGCUCGAUGGGAUAAUCAACUUCAUAGGCCUUUGCAUGCAGCUGCCUAUUUUCUAAACCCUCAUUUCCACUAUGAACCUAACUUUAGAUCUGAUGAUGGUGGAGAGGUGAAAGAAGGANUGUAUUUUUGCAUGAGAAGAUUGNUACCAGANAUGGCAGAAAGAAGAAAAAUUAAUUUACAAAUUGUUGAAUUUCAUAAUGCUAGAGGAUUGUUUGGAAUGGAAGAUGCAAAAGAAUGUAGGAAAGAGUUAAAUCCUGGGGAAUGGUGGGACAUGUUUGGUGAUGGAACUCCGGAGUUGAAGCGGUUUGCUAUUCGAAUUCUAAGCUUGACUUGUAGUUCUUCUGGAUGUGAGCGUAACUAGAGUUCAUUUGAAAUGGUUCAUACCAAGAGAAGGAAUCGUUUGCAUAAAAAAAAGAUGAAUGAUUUAGUUUAUGUGAUGUAUAACUCCAAGCUGAAAAGUAGACAAAUUCGAAAAUCUAUAGCUCUUCCAUUU